UUUCAUUGUUUGACAUUUAGGUUUUAUCAUCAUUAAGACCUUUCAAAUUCAAGAAGUUACGGUUUCUGUGUUUUUUUUAUUAGUUUGAUCAUUAUUGUGGCAUAUUUGCACAAUACACUUUUUUAUUACCGUAAUUUAGUCCUCCCACAUUUCACGCUUGCAAUAAACUAGGGUAAAAUUCAAAAUCAAUCGAUGAUAAGAGUGACUCACAAAAUAUUCAAUGUGAAAUGCUUUGGUGAUCUAUGCAUUGCACAAAGUGUUGAGCACUCCAUGGGUGACGCGGUAAAGUCUCAAAACAAUAGUAGUACAUAGGAAAGCUUACAGUAACAUCAUGAAUUUACCAAGUUGUAUUUUCAAAUCAAAUGAGAUAUAUAGUCUCAAAAUUCCUAGUACAAUGUGCAUGGGAUGUCAAAGAAAAACUGUAAAAGCUUGACAAAAGUGAAUAUGAGAGAGAUGGAGAUUAUCAUCUUUUCUUAAAGCCUACAUAUAUCAAACAAACUCUCUUCUCAAUUCUCACAACACAAACCAAAAUGUCGAAAAAGCCCCUUCUCAUCUUCCUCCUCUUCACCCUCUCUCUCUCCGCCGCAGAGCCACCUUCCGCCGCCUGCAAUUCCACCCCUCACCGCAACCUAUGCCUCUCCAUCCUCUCCGCAUUCCGCCACGCUCCGCCGUCCAAUCCCCAAACCUACGCCAAGUUCUCUAUAAAGCAGUGCCUCAAUCACUCUCGCAAAUUAUCCAAUUCGAUCGCCGAUUUCGUCGCCGGAAAGCUGCUGCUGAGCGAUCCGGAGAUCGCGGCGCUCAACGACUGCAGGCAGCUGCAGGAGCUGAGCGCGGAGUACCUGGAGCUCAUCAGCGGCGAGCUGGUCGGAUCGGCCGCCGCGAAUCUGAGCGACGCGGUGGUGUCGCGGGUGCAGAGCCUGCUCAGCGCCGUCGUUACGAAUCAGGAGACGUGCUACGACGGAUUAGCGGAGGCGGGGAGCGCGAUCGGAGGCGCGCUCCUGGGAGAUGCGGCGGCGGUGUACAGCGUGUCGCUGGGGCUGGUCACGCAUGCGCUGGGGCGGGGGCGGGGGCGGGGGCGGCGGAGCGGGGCGGUGGAGUUGGAGGCGCGUUCCGAGUUUUUCGAGAUGAUACAUAUGCCUAACAAAGGACGAAUUCUAGAUGAAUUAUGGGAGCAAGGAAUUCAAGCAAAUGCCACCGUCACCGUCAGCCCCUACGGCGGCGCCAACUUCACGUCCAUAGGCGACGCCGUCACCUCCGCUCCCAACAACUCCGUAGUUGAAGAUGGCUACUUCGUCAUCUACGCCAAGCAAGGCUACUACCAGGAAUACGUCGUCGUCCCCAGGCACAAGAAGAACAUCAUGCUCAUCGGAGACGGCAUCAACACCACCGUAAUCACCGGAAACCGGAGCGUCAUAGACGGCUGGACAACCUUCAACUCCGCCACUUUCAUUGUGUACGGCGAGCGGUUCGUGGCGAUGGGGAUCUCGUUCGAGAACACUGCAGGGCCGGAAAAGCACCAGGCGGUGGCGGUACGGAACAGCGCAGACAUCUCAACGUUCUACCGGUGUAGCAUGGCGGGUUACCAGGACACCCUGUACGCCCACUCGUUGCGCCAGUUCUACAGGGAGUGCGACAUAUCGGGUACAGUUGACUUCAUCUUCGGAAACGCGGCCGCUAUCUUCCAGAGCUGCCGACUUUACAGUCGGAGCCCGCUCCCCAACCAAAAGGUGGCAUUCACAGCCCAAGGGAGGAGCGACCCGAACCAAAACACGGGCAUUUCGAUCCACAACUGCACGGUGGUGGGGGAGGCAGAGGCGGAGGCGAGCUACCUAGGGAGACCGUGGAAGCAAUAUUCUCGAACCGUGUACAUGGAGUCGUACAUCGGGGAGAUGAUCAAUCCGGUAGGGUGGUUGGAGUGGAACGACACCACCGGAUUGGACACGUUGUAUUACGGCGAGUAUCAGAAUUAUGGACCCGGGUCCGGAACAAGCAUGAGAGUCAAUUGGCCUGGCUAUACUAUUAUGAAUGCUACACAAGCUCUUAAUUUUACAGUCUUUAAUUUUACAAUGGGCCAUACUUGGUUGCCUUCUACCAACAUUCCUUUCAAUGCAGGUUUGCUGCAUUGAAAUUUAUUAUAUUUAUGUUGCAUUUUUAGAUAUAUUUAUAUAAGUACUAAAUUAUUUAUUGGAUUGGUUACAUAAACAUAGAGACUCGUGUCAUAUGGUA
Salvia splendens (bonfire salvia) is the source of this 2226-nucleotide messenger RNA. RefSeq names its product pectinesterase. The record is from RefSeq and is a predicted model, not a curated record. The transcript is spliced from 3 exons. Bases 531 to 2126 code for a protein of 531 amino acids. Gene Ontology annotation, molecular function: pectinesterase activity; enzyme inhibitor activity. Gene Ontology annotation, biological process: cell wall modification. Lineage: Eukaryota; Viridiplantae; Streptophyta; Magnoliopsida; Lamiales; Lamiaceae.